AUGACAUUGAUUUUUUCGUUGAUGCCCUGUGCUCUGGUGCAGUUAACGCUCCUCUUCGUCCACCGCGACCUCAGCCGGGAUCGCCCACUGGUGCUGCUCAUGCACCUGCUCCAGCUCGGGCCCCUGUACAGAUGUUUUGAAGUCUUUUGCCUCUACUGUCAGUCCAGCCAGAACGAAGAACCUUAUGUGAGCAUCACCAAGAAACGGCAAAUGCCAAAAGAUGGCCUUACAGAGGAGGUCGAGAAGGAGGUGGGCCAGGCAGAAGGCAAGAUGUUUACCCAUCGCUCUGCCUUCAGUCGGGCAUCCGUGAUCCAGGCUUUCCUAGGUUCUGCCCCACAACUGACACUGCAGCUGUACAUUACUGUCCUACAGCAGAGCUUCACUACUGGCAGAUGUGUCAUCAUGACCUUGUGUCUGUUGUCCAUUGUAUAUGGAGCCUUACGUUGCAACAUCUUAGCUAUCAAAAUCAAGUAUGAUGAGUACGAGGUCAAAGUCAAACCCCUGGCCUAUGUCUGUAUCUUCCUAUGGAGAAGCUUUGAGAUUGCCACUCGAGUCAUCGUCCUGGUCCUCUUUACCUCUGUCCUGAAGAUCUGGGUGUUGGCAGUUGUACUUGUCAACUUUUUCACCUUCUUCUUAUACCCCUGGAUCCUUUUCUGGUGCAGUGGCUCCCCAUUCCCCGAGAACAUUGAGAAGGCCCUAAGUAGGGUAGGUACCACCAUCGUACUGUGUUUCUUCACUUUACUCUAUGCUGGUAUCAACAUGUUCUGCUGGUCAGCUGUACAGCUCAAAAUCGACAAUCCUGACCUCAUCAGCAAAUCCCAGAAUUGGUACCGGCUGCUGAUUUACUACAUGAUGAGAUUCAUUGAGAACUCUGUCCUCCUGCUCCUAUGGUAUUUUUUCAAAACUGACAUAUACAUGUAUGUGUGUGCCCCUCUGUUGAUUCUGCAGCUGCUCAUUGCAUACUGCACGGGUAUUCUUUUCAUGCUUGUGUUCUAUCAGUUUUUCCACCCGUGCAAGAAGCUCUUCUCUUCCAGUGUUUCUGAAAGCUUUAGGUCAUGUAUCAGGUGUGUCUGCCUGUCCUGUGUGAGGAGAAAUUCCUCUGAGCCAGUAGUAAAGGUAGACAUGGACUUAAAGUCAUGCACAGAUCAAGAUCAAGAUCCAGAUACAGAACAAGAUCAAGGUCAAGAUGAAGAUCAAGAUGUUAGACCUUCUACCAGUAUGAUAAGUCAACAUUCUACCAGUAUAAUAAGUCCUGAAGUCUCUGAGAUGUGGAGUGCUAUUGAUCUGUAA
Molecule: messenger RNA, 1290 nt
Organism: Cricetulus griseus (Chinese hamster)
Lineage: Eukaryota; Metazoa; Chordata; Mammalia; Rodentia; Cricetidae
Source: RefSeq, a predicted model, not a curated record